UACGCUCGACCUGCGAUGGAUCACAAGCUGUUGAACGACCUACUCGAGUGCUCGGUGUGCUUCGAGAUGCUGGACGAGACCAGUCGCGUGUUGCCGUGCCAACACACGUUCUGCAGACGAUGCCUCGAGGAGAUCGUCGAGUCGCAUCGCGAACUCCGCUGUCCCGAAUGCCGGACGCUGGUCGAUGUUAAGGUUGACGGUCUUCCAACGAACAUCCUCCUCGUGCGGCUACUGGAGGGGCUGAAGACGCGCAGUGUCACUGACGCGCAGCUGCCAACUGCAAGCAACAAUGUAGUGGGCGGCUCGCCAGGUGGCAUCGCUAACACCGGCAGCUCGCCAGGUGGCGUCGCUAACACGGGCGGAUCGCCAGGUGGCAUCGCUAACACGGGCGGCUCGCCAGGUGGCGUCGCUAACACGGGCGGUUCGCCAGGUAGCGUCGCUAAGACGGGCGACGCGCAAUCGGCCGGAACGAGUCCGGGGCUUGCUGGCAUCUCCGCGCGCGAGUCUCCCGCGCGGACAGUCUGCUCGCCGCGCCUAGGCAUCUCCGCGACGACGACGACGACACAGGCGGGCGGGAGCCGCGGGACGCCACCGCAGCGCAGCCCGUCGCACGCGGCGGGCGAGCAGCGGCCCGCGCAGCCGUGCGCGCGGGCGCUGUUCGCUUACGAGGCGAGGGAGCACGGCGACCUGACCUUCGCACGCGGCGACCUCAUCCUGCUUCGCAAGCAGAUCGACGACAAUUGGUACGUCGGCGAGAUCGACGGCCGCCACGGAUUCCUUCCUGUCAGCUACAUCCAGGUGCUGACGCCUCUGCCCAGCGCGGCGCCGCAGGCGAAGGCGCUGUACGACUUCAAGGUGAGCGAUCAGAACGAGAAGGAUUGUCUCACGUUCAAGAAGGGGAACGUCAUCCAGGUGAUACGACGCGUCGAUGAGAACUGGGCGGAGGGCCGGCUCGCCGACAGGAUCGGCAUCUUCCCGAUUUCGUUUGUCGACCUGAACAAUCCGGCGAAGGCGCUCAUCAAGUUAUCGGCGAGCGCGCCCGGUCCGGCGAAGGUGGCGCCACCUACCCCGAGCACGUCGGACACGUCGGAGAGCGACGGGCAGCAGACGACGCCGGCGCGCGCGGCCGCCUUGCUGCCGACAAAAAAGCGACACUCGAUGUCGGCGUUGCCGUCGUCGCCGGUACGCGCGGCUGUGCCGUCGCAGCGGCACUCGCUCGAGAUCGGCAUGGUGACGCUUCCUCCGCGAACGAGCACCGAGUCUGCCCGGCUGCCACCGCUGCACCCUCCGCCCCAAGCAGGGAAGGAAGCUUACCCGACGACGAUGCUGUCCUGUGCGGGGCCGGGCGGUGGCGGCGCGGUGCAAGGCUCGGUCGCUCUCGGCACGUCCGGGAUCAGCGCGGCGCGGCUCGCGUCCGCAGCGAAGAAGAACCAGCCGGCCCUUCUGUACAGCGCCCUCUACCCGUACAAGCCCCAGAAGCCGGACGAACUGGAACUGCGUAAGGGCGACCUGUACAGCGUGCUCGAGAAGUGUCACGACGGCUGGUACCGCGGCAUCUGCCUGCGGACGAACGCAGCCGGCGUCUUCCCGGGUAACUACGCGCAGGCGGCGAAGUCGCCGUCGACGCUGCCUCAGCGGGCCGCCGCCGCGAGGCAGCCCACCGCGGGCGUGCGAACGUGCGCGCUCGGCGGCAGCCCCAAGUCGGAGGUGUCGAUCCCGCCGAGGCAGACGUGCGGGAUGACGACUGCGGCGGCGGCGGUGCCUCCGCGGCCGUACGUGAGCGCGUCGGCGGCGUCGCGCCGCGUCGUCUCGUCGCCGUCCGUGCUCGGUCAGGUCACGCCGACCUCCAGCACCGUGUCGGCCCCGCCCAACAUGUCCGUCGGCGGCGGCGGCGGCGGCGGAGGCGGCGGCGGCUUGUGGCACGGAGACGCGCGGCCGGACGCGGCAAAGGGCUGGAAGGAGGAGAAGCUCGAGAAGAAGAAGAAGAGGUUUGGUGGAAAGAAGGAGAAGUCCGCGAAGGACCUCUUCCACUUCCUAACGGGCAGCGGUCGGAAGAAACACGCCGGGCAGCUGCAUCCGCUCCCGACCGCGGACGGUGGCUCCCCCGUGACGGCGGCGGCGGCGGCGCAAGGCCGACACCAUCGGUCCGACGGUGACAUCACGUCUGCUGCGAACCGCUCGCUGUCGACGCCAGAUGGCGCCACGGCCGCGGAUUUGCAGUCGGACUCGAGGCCGAUGCAGCCGGCGCCGCUGAUCCGGGAACGCUUUCGCUGCGUCGUUCCCUACCCUCCCCAGGGGGAGCAUGAGCUCGAGCUGAAGAUUGGCGAUAUUGUGUACGUGCACAAGAAGCGCGACGACGGAUGGUACAAGGGCACGCUGCAGCGGACCGGUAAGGGCGGGCUGUUCCCUGGAACGUUUGUCGAGAGCUUUUGAUGUCGUUUUUUCGAUUCACGGAUGUGUAAACAAAGGCUUUAUUUUCGUUGAGAUGAGAAAUCGGAGUAAUAGUUUUGUACUGAGAUCUUGCUGCUUUUAUGCGCAUGUGCCGCAUAGCUGGGUUAGAUGGUCGCUUUGGUUUAUACAUUUUCCGAAGGUCUCUCCGAGUGGUCUGCGCUAAUUGGCCCGACUUAUUUUUGUUACGUUCAUCAGUACUGUGUGGAAUGCAAUGAUUUGCGAGUCGAUUACGUAAACGCAGCGUCGCGUCAAUAUCCCAUAGAUCCAAAGCCAAUAGCCAAAUUGUCGCUGCAUUUCUCCGGAGCACUUGCGAUGAUGAAACAGAUGGUGUAUAGGUUUCAAAACAGACGAGCCUGAGAGAAUGGGAUGGAGUCGAGCGUAGCGCAGUCGUCGGCUCAUUGGUUGCACGCGCAAAUUAUUACAAACGUUGUUGCGGGAAAUUUUUACGAAACGAAGAAUUCCAAUCGAUAUCUAGUCGACCGAUUGCCAAAGUUUUGCUGAACUUGAAGCGAAAUAUGUUAUUUAUGUGCAGACGACGGGGCAAAGGUUACAGCAGGUCGGUUUCAACCAGAGUAGAUAAUAUAACAUGUUAUAUUAUCUACUCUUGGUUGCGACGGAUACGGUUUGAAUGGAAUGCGAGACGUGUGCGGAAUUCAAUGGAAGAAAAGCUGGACACAACAAAUGCACAGCUCGUGUGCUAGCUAAUGUAGCAUGUAAUUGUGAUGAACUCUCGGUUCCUACGCAAGCAGAACCAUGUGUGCAGGAUUAAAUUUAGAAAGGAAGUACAGUGCGUCGGUUUCUAGGAAACCGUAGUAAACCCUCUUUGACUGAUUCGCGCAGCGGAAACGUAAUGCAUACACUAGCACAAUUAUUGCCUGAUUGCUCUAAGGUAUCAGGUGUUGAGAACACAAAGUGGGUUGGUUCAGAAAUUCUUGGUGCCGCAGUGGCACAUCUGACUGCUCUGAAAACGUGGGACAGCAAGUGUGUACUGAAGUGUGCUUUUCAUUACAGUUUUUGGGGUUAAUCACACUCUCUAGUUGACUAUGUACAUUUGCAAGUUUUACAGAUUUCCCUUUGCUCCAGUUUUGACGCCCGCAAGAUGCAAGAAAACAAUGAUGGUAUCAUAAUCACUAGGGGUAGAGUGACUCGGCACUAUUACUGUUGCACAUAUGGAAUUACUCAGUAUUAUCGAUGUAAAUGUAUAUAUAUAUACUAACUUGGAAGCGUCAUGGAGCAGUACAAGGCACAAAAAUCCCAACGUUUUUAAAUAAAAGGCGGCUGAUCAAUGAGAUACGCACUAGCACUAGCAGCAUCUUCACAACAACUGUAUUUUUGCAUAUAUGAUAAUUUGAUAUUCAUGUUUUGAUGACACAGUGCUAUUUUUAUAAUUCUACCACUUUUUAUGCGUUGGCGAUAUUACAUUAACUACGACUGGUUCUUGUUUUCAUAGCUACACACAUUAUGGUGGUUAACUUGAUACACUUACGAGGGAUAUUAACUAUGAAGUAUAUUUUGCGAGAAGGAAACUCUGCCACACACUUGCUGCUUUACAAAGCAGUGAUCAUAGUUAAUUUGGUAAGUCUUCAUCUUUUCACACGAAACAUCUAGUAGUCAGGUGUGUACUAUGUAUUACAUCAAGAGCGUAUCAAUCUAUUGAUAGACUCCUGAUUUACAUGUUUAUUACAGUAGGAACUUGUCUGCCAAGCUUGCUAAUGUGUACAAGGCGUUUAUUCCCAUAUUCUACCCUUAGAGUUUCUGGUCCCUUAUCUGCUACUCUUAACUGUAUAUCGAUAAAUUUUCGAUUAGUUAUGUUUUGAUUGUACCCCUUUAUUAUUAUCAGUGUCCAAAAGUAUGUACGGAAAUUAAAAGUAAACACUAGUCUUCUUUUCAGUUAAGUCAGGAAAGCGUUAGUCAUGGGAUCGGACAGUAUAUUUGUGACAUGCCUAGACAUGAUUUGUCCUCUGCCCUUUUCUCUGCGGUUGGCUGAAUAGGAAACUGGGAGUUAGCGUACAUCUGAGUCUCAUCUGUCAAGUAGACAGCGCAGUAGUAGUGUAAUGACUAACCACUCAACGGCAGCCGACGUAGAUGUGUGUUGUGAACUUAACAUGACUAAGCUGGUCCCGUCACUUGCAUCCAAUUUUCAAAAGUCACUCGUUUUCUUAAAUUUUGAUCAAGUCGCAGAAAAGCGCGUUUCAAUGCGGAUUUUGUAUGUUGAAGAAACAAGCUACUAGUCUGUACUCACUAUCUAUUUGAAACUGUCAUCUGAAAUUUGCUACAUCAGUUAUUUCAAGCAACAUGCUUCUCCCUGUAGCUACACAGGGAAUGGCGGACUAACAUAAAAUUAAAUGGAUAUUUACAAGCGUUUUCGUGAUAUCAGACAGUGCUACUUAGCUGUGUGAUUUUAAUCAGAAGGAUAAGCUGUGCAUACUGGUAGCAAUGAAUUCUAGCAUUUCCUAGAGGUGUAUUUUUGGUAAGUUUGUUUUUGUAGCAUCGUUGAUUUAUUUAAAUAUCAGCCAAAAUUGGAACGUGUAUUUUCAUCAGUAGUAUUUUGUAUCAUAAUAGAAGAUAUAUAUCAUUGAAUAAUUGUACCAGGAGUAAAUAAAAACAAAUGUGUUUUUAUUCACUCAUGAUUGUACGAUUGGUUUAUAUUUCACUGCAUCUGCACUGCAGCUGGCUAUAUAUGUGUUUGGCAUCAUUUUGCUAUGGAACCUAAGUACAAAAUAUGCUAUUUUGUAUAAGGCAGACGUUGUGCUUGCUACUGCCAUUGGGUAUGUGCUCUCAGGAGUGUUACAAACAAUAAACAUAUCCAAUACAUAAUAUUACAAAUAAAGUUUUAAAUUUUAUAUACA
Messenger RNA from Priapulus caudatus, 5300 nucleotides. Its product is annotated as E3 ubiquitin-protein ligase SH3RF1-like. The record is from RefSeq and is a predicted model, not a curated record. Bases 16 to 2433 code for a protein of 805 amino acids. Lineage: Eukaryota; Metazoa; Priapulida; Priapulimorpha; Priapulimorphida; Priapulidae. Gene Ontology annotation, molecular function: protein binding. The transcript has a single exon.